Oryza sativa Japonica Group (Japanese rice) is the source of this 1600-nucleotide messenger RNA. RefSeq names its product cold-responsive protein kinase 1. Lineage: Eukaryota; Viridiplantae; Streptophyta; Magnoliopsida; Poales; Poaceae. Gene Ontology annotation, biological process: protein phosphorylation. Gene Ontology annotation, molecular function: ATP binding; protein serine/threonine kinase activity. The record is from RefSeq and is a predicted model, not a curated record.
AGAAAUAGACAGCAACAAUGGCGAACCCAAAUGCGAGUGCGGUCUUCCUGGCCUUCAUCGUGAUUCUCAUCAUAGUCAUCUUCAUCCUACUUGGUAUCUGCUGGAAGUUCCUCAGGCCAGAUAUCAUGAGGAGAUUGAUGAGGCCAAAGAGGGCUCCGUCAGAGGUACCCGAGUAUUUCAGCGGCAACAUGAGCGGCAAUCUGCGCACAAUAACAUACUUUGAUUAUGCAACACUGAAGAAGGCCACGAGGGAUUUCCACCAGAAGAAUCAGCUCGGGAGAGGAGGCUUUGGACCUGUUUAUCUGGGGAAACUAGACGAUGGCAGGAAGGUUGCUGUGAAGCAGCUGAGCGUCGGCAAGUCAGGUCAGGGCGAGUCCGAGUUCUUCGUCGAGGUGAACAUGAUAACCAGCAUCCAGCACAAGAACCUUGUUCGCCUUGUGGGCUGCUGCUCGGAGGGCCAGCAACGGCUGCUCGUCUACGAGUACAUGAAGAACAAGAGCUUGGACAAGAUACUGUUUGGUGUUGAUGGUGCACCAUUUCUGAACUGGAAGACGCGGCACCAGAUCAUCAUCGGCAUCGCGAGAGGCCUGCAGUACCUGCACGAGGAGUCCAACCUGAGGAUUGUUCAUCGCGACAUCAAGGCGAGCAACAUCCUCCUGGACGAUAAGUUUCAGCCCAAGAUCAGUGACUUUGGCUUGGCAAGAUUCUUCCCCGAGGACCAGACAUACCUCAGCACGGCAUUUGCCGGCACACUAGGCUACACGGCGCCUGAAUACGCCAUCAGAGGGGAGCUCACAGUGAAAGCCGACACCUACAGCUUCGGAGUUCUCGUGCUCGAGAUCGUCAGCAGCAGGAAGAACACGGAUCUCUCUCUCCCGAACGAAAUGCAGUACCUGCCUGAACAUGCAUGGAGGCUGUACGAGCAAUCCAAGAUACUGGAGCUGGUCGACGCGAAGCUGCAGGCCGACGGGUUCGACGAGAAGGAGGUGAUGCAGGUGUGCCAGAUCGCGCUGCUCUGCGUGCAGCCAUUCCCGAACCUGAGGCCGGCGAUGUCGGAGGUGGUGCUAAUGCUCACCAUGAAGACGACGGAGCAGUCCGUCAUCCCCGCGCCGGUGAGGCCGGCGUUCCUGGACAGGAAGAGCCUCAAGGACAAGAACAACGGCGGCGGCUCGGACACGGCGGCGGAGAUGAGGUCGACGGCGUACUGGCUCGGCACGCCGUCGCCGAUGGUCGACAGGCCGUACGACAUGAGCUGUGGCAUAUAAAUGGUCGCACCCACGCAUAUAUUGAAGUCGCCAUUGGUGAUGAUGGAAUGGUAAGAACUGUUUCGUCCUACAGCGAGAUCGUGUCUCAGCAAUACCUGCCAUGGAUGUUGCUGACUUGCUGGCAAUCAAGCACAAAUGCUAUACAUUAUAUGGUGCUUUUUUUGUUGCACAAUAGUAUUAGUUUUGUACAGAGUAGUACUACUACCAAAUAAGAAGAGUGGGAAAAGGAAGGAGAGGCAAAUUUGUAUUGCUCAUUCAAAAAAACUGCAUUCUUCAUGAAUGACUAGGGACUGAUAAUUUGGGUUAUCCGCUGCUAUAUUGUAAUCUAAAGCUAC